Molecule: messenger RNA, 513 nt
Organism: Hibiscus syriacus
Lineage: Eukaryota; Viridiplantae; Streptophyta; Magnoliopsida; Malvales; Malvaceae
Product: pentatricopeptide repeat-containing protein At3g61360-like
Exons: 2
Coding region: 1-513 (170 amino acids)
Molecular function (GO): protein binding
Source: RefSeq, a predicted model, not a curated record
AUGACUAUUUUGCUCUUGGGAUUCAAGGAAUCUGGCGAUGUUACUGCAAUGGAACCCUUUUACCACGAGAUGGUUCGAAGAGGUUUUAAGCCGAACUGUAUGACGUACAACAUUCGAAUCGAUGCUUACUAUAAGAAGGGAUGUUUGGGGGAUGGUUUACGGCUUCUUGAAGAAAUGGAACGCCUCCAUUGCCUGCCAACACUCGAGACAAUCACUACUCUGAUUCACGGGGCUGGUGUCCAGAGAUAUAAAUUCCGCAAUGGAAUUGAUGGACGAGAUGGAGCAAAAGCAGAUAAAGUCCGAUGGCGUUACGUAUCACACGAUGUUCUUAGGAACGAUGAAGGCGAGUGGCAUAGAGGGUGUUUGCGAGCUUACGAUAAAAUGAGCAAGAGAAAUUUCGUUCCCAAGAGCCGGACAGUGGUGAUGCUAAUGAAGUUCUUUUGUGAGAACCAGCAUCUGCAGCAGGGUUUACAUUUGUGGGAUUAUUUAGUGCAGAAAGGGCAGUGUCGAUAA